CUGUUUCAGUCUCUGUGAGUUCUGCCAGCUGCAGGCCACAGUAUGGGUCCAGCUCCGCUCCUCUCAGCGUGAGCAGCAACUGCUGCUUUUUUCACGUUUUGUUUGUUUUCCUUCUCUUCUCCUUGUGCCAGACAUCUGGAAAUCUGUUUCCAUUUGAUCGCAGGUCUUUUUUUAAGCUGCAGUGUUUUUAUUUUUGUUUCCUGGGAAGUAAAAUGCCGGUAGUUGGUGUAGCUUCCAAGCUCCGGCAACCCUCUGCGGUGAGCCCCAGACCAGUGCACACUGCGCUCCCCAUCCCCAGUGCGGUCAGGGCGGCCACCUCACAGGGAUGCGUGGCCCGGCAGCAGGAGGUCAGGCUGGGCCAGGGUGUCCCGGGGCUCUCCUGCCAACUUUCAGUCAAGCCUGAGUACCAGCAGGAGAGAACGACUGAAGGAAGGUCCAGGGCAGAGAUGGAGGAGAGCAAAAUCUGUAAGAUAUACACAGAUUGGGCCAACCACUACCUGGCAAAGUCUGGCUGCCCGCGCCUCAUCAAGGACCUGAGCCAGGACGUCACUGAUGGAGUCCUGCUGGCACAGAUCAUCCAGAUCAUAGCCAACGAGAAGGUGGAGGAUAUCAAUGGAAGUCCCAGGAGCCAGACGCAAAUGAUCGAGAAUGUGGACACUUGCCUCAGUUUCCUGGAUGCCAGAGGAGUGAAUGUACAAGGGCUCUCAGCAGAAGAGAUCAGAAAUGGCAACCUGAAGAGCAUUCUGGGCCUCUUCUUCAUUCUAUCACGCUACAAGCAGCAGCAGCAGCAACAGCAGCAGUACUACCAGUCUCUGGUGGAGCUUAGCCAGCAGACCAGCAGCAGUGCACCAUCCACCAGCAGCCCCAAAACACACGACAUGCAGUCCAGUCUCACAGCAAGAUAUGCAAGUUCUCCAGGCCACAGUGGGAUAGGAUCACCACAGAAGAAGAACACCAGGUUGCCUGGACCCUCCCGAGUACCUGCUGCAGGCAGCGGGGCCUCCAGGAGCCCAGGUUCCUCCAACCUGAACCGCCGGAGCCAGAGCUUCAACAGCAUUGACAAGAGCAAGCCUCUGCAGUAUGCCAGUGGAAACGACAGGGAGGCAGUGAGGGCUAUUCCGGUUCCCAGUGGGAUGAAUGGGAGUGGUGGGAUCGUUUCCACCAGCCAGAGUGGGCAGCAGCUGGCCUCUGCUAUUCCCUCACCCACAACUGGAAAGUCUUGGCGCAGCAAGUCCAUGAACCUCAAGCACAGUGCAACUUCGUCUAUGCUGGCCAGCCCCACACACUCAUCUUCCACCACACCAUCCCCCCAGGCCCUGGAAGGCCCCCAAUCAGAUGGAGUCGAUGGGUCAAAAGCUGGAUCGGGAGUUGCACCCCCACAUAGAUCAAUGCUGGAGAAGUUUCGUCUGAUUCACCCUCGGUCUGCUUCAAGGGCAUCUCCAUCCAUGGCAGAAAUGGCUCUUCAGGAGGAGGAUGACCUGUCAGAGUACGGCGAGGACAGCCUAGCAGUGGCGGUGUCAACAUGCAGCAGCGUUGGCAGCACCGCUACAGCCAAACAAAUGUCUGCAAAAACGUCUGCAUCUGCCCUUUCUGCCCCAAGCAAAAGCCUGUCCACCACCGCUUCAUACCCAAAGGCUUCUGGAGGUGGCAGUAGAUCCAACACGCAAGGCAAGGAGGACAAAGUCAAGUCUGCAAAAACCUCAAAGGAGAAUCCAUCAAAGGAGGAGUCUACCACAGAAUCCUCCAAGAAGACCUCAAAAAUAUCCAGCCUCAUUCCCAAAGGAGGGAGAUCCUCAUCGGGGAAGAAAGAUGGUGGCAGCUCCGCUUCCAGUUGCAUCCCAAAACCAGGACUGAAAGCUCCUUCCACGACAACACCAAAGCCUCAGAGCCAGACUCAGGCCGCCUUAACCAGCUGUGGAAAUGUGCGAGGGAAUGAUGCAGACAGAGCCAAGCUGGGCAAAGGAGGCCAGGGGGGCAGUUUCUACAUACAGCGCUCCACUGCGGGCCAGGAGGGCAAAAGGACCUUCAUGACCUCCUCCACCAGCACCUCAGCCUUGGCUGGAUCCAGUGGGAUGCUGGUGGGAGGAGGAGGAGGUGGAGCACUCGGAGCAGUUCAGCUUCCUCAGCAGCAGCAGCACAACCACCCCAAUACGGCUACUGUGGCCCCCUUCAUGUACAGGACGUUUUCAGAGAAUGACUGCACCACGGUGGCCCCUGCCGACCCCUGCCUCAGCCCCACCAAGGGGGAGCUGGUCUACAGCAAGACAGCCAAACAGUGCCUGGAGGAGAUAUCAGGAGAAGACGCUGAGACGAGACGCAUGAGGACAGUGAAGAACAUCGCUGACCUCCGACAAAACCUGGAAGAAACCAUGUCCAAUCUGCGGGGGACGCAGAUCAGCCACAGCACUUUAGAAACAACCUUUGACACAACAGUAACCACUGAGGUCAAUGGACGGAAUCUACCGGCCCUUACCACACGCUCCUCCCCCAUGUCCUGGCGUCUUGGUCCAUCCCAAGCCCCACGUCUCCAAGCAGGCGACGCGCCAUCAACGCCGAGCAGCUAUUCCUCCCCAAGGGCCAGCACUGGGGGCUCUAGCACCAAUGCAGGCCGCUACAGCAGCCCCUCAGACCCCUCCAGGCACCUCACCGAGGGCGGUCUCCAUAUGUACUCCAGGAAUGCAGUUCGAGCCUCAGAUGUGGCAUUGCCCCGGGAAACAAGAGGAAACAAAGAGAUGGCGGGCGACAUAGACAGCUGGGAUGACAGCAGCUCAGUGAGCAGUGGCCUCAGCGACACAUUGGACAACAUCAGUACGGAUGACCUGAACACUCCUGCUUACUCCUCUGGCAGCUCCUCACACAAAAACAAGAGCAGUCAGUCUCAGAAAGGCAGCAGGUCCAAACAUGCCAAGCAAGAUGUGAGCAGCACUUGGGCCGGCGCCGAAGACCUUAAAAAAGUGGAGGAGGAGCUGGACGCAAGCAUGGAUCCCGGGAGCGGCCCUUCCCGCUGGAAGCCCUCGUCAUCCUCGUCUUCCUCCCAAACCCAGGGUCAGUAUGAGGAUACUGGUCAGAAAACAGCGGCGCUGGCACAGAUGUCCCAGACGGGCUCCUGGAGGAGGGGCAUGACUGCCCAGGUAGGCAUCACGCCCCCCAGGACAAAGGGGACUCCUGCUGGCCUGAAAACACAAGGGAAAACAGAUGAUGCUAAGGCCUCAGAAAAAGGCAAAGCACCUUCCAAGAGUCCCGCUGCCAUCCAGCGCUCUCCCUCUGAUGCUGGCAGGAGCAGUGGGGAUGAAGGCAAGAAACCCCCAUCAGGCAUCGCACGCCCGCCCACCACCAGCUCAUUUGGGUACAAGAAGCUCUCCGGACCCCCUGGCACAUUAAUCACUCCCAGUGGGGCCACUUUAGCCAGUGGCUCGGCGACUCUGGGCAAAGCGCCCAAAUCCUCAGCGGCGCUCUGCAAAGGCACCAGCAUUGGAGGGGCGAGGAAGACAAGCCUGGACGGCUCACAGCCUCAGGAUGACGGUAUCCUGCUCAGCUGCAGCGGCUCCAAAGUCACGCUGCAGUACCGCUCUCUGCCCAGGCCAGCCAAGUCCUCCAGCGGGGGGGCUGCAGGGCGCAGUGGCCACCGCUCUAGCUCAAGCAGCAUUGAUUCCAACGUCAGUGGCAAGUCAGCGGCGCAAGCAGGGGCCAAGCGAAGGGAUGGAAAGGUCAACUCCGACCGCUCCAGUCCUGUCACCGUCACUCAGACAGACAAAGAAAAAGUAGGCGGGCUGGAACCAGAGCCAACAGUUGUACUCUCCACCUCUCCUAAGUCCAGCCCCACCUCCAGCUCUGCCUGCCAGUCCGGCCUCAGACAGCCGGGAACCAAAUAUCCUGACAUUGCUUCUCCCACCUUUCGCAGAUUGUUUGGUACCAAAGCCAGCAGCAAGCCCAGCUCUCCGGGCACCCCCGACUCUGGCAAGUGCCCGUCUAUUCUGGGCAGCCCCCACGGCACACUGGCGAGGCAGGCCAGCUUGGACUCCCCCUCCUCUGGCACAGGAAGCUUGGGUAGCGGCGGCGGCCUGAGCGGGGCCAGCAGCCCGCUGUACGGCAAAACCCCAGACUUGUGCACCGACUCCCUGGCCUCCAGCCCGGCCUCAGGCCUCUCCCUGCCCUCCAACUCUCGGCCCUGGCCUGCCUGUAGCUCAUCAGCAGGCAGCAAGGACACACUGAGCUGCCAAAGCAUGACCAGUCUGCACACCAGCUCUGAGUCCAUUGAUUUGCCGCUGGGCCACCAUGGGCCCAAGGUUACCCGAACCGGCAGUGUCAAGUCCACCCUGUCUGAGGGCAUGCCUCUCGACAGAAACACGCUUCCCAAAAAGGGAUUGAGGUACCCACCGUCUUCGCGGCAGAUGUCCCACGAAGAAAGUAAGGAGUGGCUGAGGUCGCAUUCCACCGGAGGCCUUCAGGACACCGGCAGCCAGUCUCCACUCUCUCCUCCAGGAGCAUCCUGCAACCCUGUUGGAAAAUACCACUACUCCAACCUAUUGAGCCCAACCAACAUGAGCCAGUACAACCUGUCACCAGCAGGGGCCAGCAGCAUGAGCCGCUCCAGCAGCAUCCCUGCCCAGGACUCAUUCGACCUUUACGGAGACGCUCACCCACUGGGUGGCAGCGCAACUUCUUUGGAGGAACGGCCGCGAGCCAUCAGCCGCUCUGGCUCAUUCAGGGACAGCACGGAUGAAGUGCACGGCUCCUCCUUGUCUCUGGUCUCCAGCACAUCAUCUCUGUACUCUGCGACAGAGGAGAAAGCACACUCAGAGGGCCAAACAGUCCAAAAUUCCACGCAAAUCCGGAAGCUGCGGCGGGAGCUGGACGCCUCUCAGGAGAAGGUGGCGACUCUGACCUCUCAGCUGGCUGCCAAUUCUCACCUGGUGGCAGCCUUUGAGAAGAGCCUGAGUAACAUGACCUGCCGCCUGCAGAGCCUCACCAUGACUGCAGAACAAAAGGAGUCUGAACUGGCUGAGUUGAGGGAAACCAUUGAGAUGCUGAAGACUCAGAACACGGAUGCACAAACUGCCAUCCAGGUGGCGCUUAACGGUCCGGACCACCUGCACAAAGACUUACGCAUUCGACGGCAGCACUCCUCAGAGAGUAUGUCCAGCAUUAACAGCGCAGCCAGUCACUCCAGCAUGGGAAGCUUGGGGAAGGAGGCUGAAGAUAAGAAGAAGAAGAAGAAGAGUUGGGUGGCUGAUUCCAUCCCGGCUCAGCUGCGCAGCUCCUUCAAACAGGCAUUCAGCAAGAAGAAAACCAAAUCCCAGUCAGCCCACGAUGAGAUGGAGGAGAUGACCGACUCUCUGCCGUCCUCGCCCAAGCUUCACCACGACAACCGACAAGCCAGCAUUGCCACGCUGCGCUCCUCCCCCUCCACCACAGACAAGUGCAUUUGCAAUAGCAAGUUUUCCCCCAUUUGGACACCAAAGAAAAAGCAAAACGGUCAUGUGGUCUACAAACACAGAUCUCGGCUGUGUGAAUGCACCGAGGCUGAGGCGGAGAUCAUACUGCAGCUGAAGAAUGAGCUGAGGGAAAAAGAGCUCAAACUCACCGAUAUCCGGCUGGAGGCGCUCAGCUCUGCACAUCAUCUGGACCAGAUCAGGGAGGCUAUGAACCGCAUGCAAAAUGAGAUUGAGAUCUUGAAAGCGGAAAACGAUCGUCUCAAAUCCAGCGGAAAUGCCACGCCAACAGCCACCCCCGUCAAGACAGCCCGGCCGCCAUCUGAGACCUCCAGCACAUCCUCAUCAUCCUCACGCCAGUCCCUGGGACUUUCCCUCAAUAACCUCAACAUCACCGACACCAUCAUGUCAGAAAUCCUUCUGGAUGACGGCUUUGAAGGAAAUCUUCGGAAAGAAGGUCGCAGUGUGAGAAUAGUAGUCAGCAUCAACAGCGGACCAAACACAACCAAGGGUACAAAAAGUCAUGAUUACCUGAUCGGGUCCAUCGGUGUGAGUGGUAAAACCAAGUGGGAUGUCAUGGAUGGUGUCAUCCGCCGCCUUUUCAAAGAGUAUGUUUUCCGGGUGGAUCCCAUCACCAGCCUGGGCCUCAGCUCCGACAGCAUAGUCUCUUACAGAAUGGGGGAAGUGAUUCGAUCCCACGGCUCUGAAGUGCCUGAGCUGCUACCCUGUGGAUACCUUGUGGGCGACAGCAAUGUCAUCAAGGUCAACCUGAGGGGCAUGAAGGAGAACAGCAUCGACAGCCUGGUGUUUGACACGCUCAUCCCCAAACCCAUAGUCCAGCGGUACCUCAACCUGUUGAUGGAACACCGCAGGAUCAUUCUCUCAGGACCCAGCGGCACCGGAAAAUCCUUCCUUGCCGCUAAGCUGGCCAACUACAUCAUGUCUCAGAUGGGGCAGGAGGUGACGGAGCACAAUGUGGCCAGCUUCAAUGUGGAUCAGAACUCCAGCAAGGAGCUGCGACAGUACAUGUCCAACCUGGCAGAGCAAUGCAACUCUGAGGACACAGACGUGCAGCUCCCCACUGUGGUCAUCCUGGACAACCUGCAUCACAUCGGCUCUCUCAGUGACAUAUUUAAUGGCUUUCUCAACUGCAAGUACCACAAAUGCCCAUAUGUUAUUGGGACCAUGAGCCAAGGAGUUUCCUCCUCUCCAAACCUCGAGCUGCACCACAAUUUCAGGUGGGUGCUGUGCACUAACCACACUGAGCCAGUCAAGGGUUUCCUGGGUCGCUUCCUACGUCGCAAGCUGAUAGAAACGGAGAUCGAUAAGAACAUGCGCAGCAAUGACCUGAUUAAGAUUGUGGACUGGAUCCCCAAAACUUGGCACCACCUCAACAGCUUCCUGGAGGCCCACAGCUCUUCAGAUGUCACGAUAGGCCCCCGCCUCUUCCUGCCGUGCCCAAUGGAUGUAGAGGGUUCUCGGGUUUGGUUUACAGACCUUUGGAACUACUCCCUGGUUCCCUAUCUGCUGGAGGCUGUCAGAGAAGGACUGCAGCUGUACGGUAAAAGAGCCGUGUGGGAGGAUCCUUCCAAGUGGGUGAACGACACGUAUCCGUGGAGCGCUCCCUUACUCCAGCAGGACGGCCAGUCGCUGCUCCAGCUGAGGCCCGAGGAUGUGGGGUAUGACGGCUACAGCUCAUCCAAGGAGGGGGCGUCAGCCAAGCAGGUGUCUCAGAGUGACACAGAGGGAGACCCACUGAUGAACAUGCUGCUGCGGCUGCAGGAAGCGGCCAACUACUCCAGCACGCAGAGCUGCGAUAGCGACAGCACCAGUCACCAUGACGACCAGCUGGACUCCUCCCUGGAGUCUGCUCUUUGAGCUGUGCCGGUACAUCCCGGAAGCAUGUCAGCCCACAUCAGGACCCCUGCACCUCUCAGAUGUGCCAUAUAUGAAAAGUUUAUUAUCCAAUAUGCUAUACUGAAGAAAGAAACAUGGGUCAAUGGGUUCUGGUUUCAGGGCAUUUCAUCAAUGGAUUUUGUUAUUUUUUAUGGGCGAGUAACAUUUAUAAAAAAGCUUUUCAUAUGUGUUAAAGUGGGAGGCUUGUGGUGAGGGGCUUCAGUUCCUCUCAUGUUUACUUUUUGUGCUUUUUGCCACAACAGACUCCAAAGUGUCACAAAGACAGAAAAACAAAACUGGAUUUUUAUGUUUUUACCCAGUUCUUUUUGUAGAUGUUUACAGUGGGAGGGGGCUUCUGAUCGUUUCUGUCUGUCCUUGUUUACAGAGCAGACAUGUGUUCCACACAGGCAACAGGAGGGGAAUCCCAAACUUUGAUCAGUAAUUGUCCAACCUGGCACAUUCAGCUCAUGUCCAGCAUUUCUGGAGACAUUCAGCUCUGAUUUUUACAUGAGAAGUCCAGGAAUGUUUUUCCAUGCGGUGCAACGCCCUCCUGUGGCCGUGUCUGGUGCUUUUGUUUGAGUUGACUUAUUACUGACCACCUGAUGUUGGAUAAAUGCUGGUUCACUAACGCCUGAAACCUCAGACAUGUCUGCAUUUAAACUUCAGUUUUAUUGGUAGUUUUUCUGGCUCUUUUCUGCAUCCUGAUGGCACCUGAGCAGCUGAGUAAAGAUGUCUUUGAGGCCUUUUGCAGUCCAGCAGGAUUACAGCUACAACAGUCUCCUGUUGCCCUCCGCUCAGCUUUAGGUUUGUGGUGCUGGUCUCGCGGGCUGAACCGGCUCAGUAACAGGCACUGCCGAGCCGCUGCUCGCUGCCCCUCACGCUAACAACAACAAGCACAAUGAAACGUUUUGUCUGUGUGGUACCGCCACGUCGCUACUGUGAAGACAACAUGGAAAAGUGCCAACGUUUCCCUUUGGAAGAUCAAACAAGGUUUUGAGAUGUCCUCACAUCGUUUGUCACUUAGAAAAUGACCUGAGAGUGUCACGAUUUGAUGUAGAGCCCAAAUUCAGGAACUUCAGUCCAAAUUCAACGACGGUACUGACUGUCCCUCAUCUGAAAUUCUUCAGCAUCUGUUAUCUAAGCUCAAGAACUACCAAAACGAUCACAUCUGUAAUCAGUUUAGCCAGACCAGCCAAAAAACUAAGUACGGGAACAAUGAUAAUGGUGCUUUCUCACUGCCUUAAAUGGGGGAAAAUGUCUGGAAGCAUCUUCUGCUCCGACUGGCUGCAGGGAUGUUGAAUGAUCUGCUUCCUACUACGUCAGAGAUGCUGCUUGUAAAAAAAAAAAAAAUUUUAAAAAGCCACGUUUGUUUGCUGCCCCAUCUUCUUCCUCUGAACCACUCCCUCCUUUAUCUGACAGAACAUGAAACUUUUGAAUGCAAAACAAACUAGUCUUGUUGGAACAGAAAGAAUGGCAGGAGGGUUUUUGCUUCAGGGCCAGUUGAGCUGGGCUCACUUAAACUGACUGGAGCACAACCAAAUGCCUGAUUGUUGUGUUUUGCAGCUUUUUAAAGAAAAAGCCCUGAGAAAACCCUUUACCUUUAAGUGUGUGUGUAUGUGUAGGUGUGUGUGUGUGUGUGUGCGCGUGCUGGAUGGAAGCCAUUAAGAUCCUUGAGUGUCCUCUUUGUUUAAGCGCGUUGGUUUUGCACACUUGGAGGUGGGGGGGGGGGGGUGUAAAUACUUUAUGUCUUGCACAUUGAAUCAAAGAUGCAUUCUGCCCUGUCAGUGUAACAAAUAACCAGCUGAGUGAAAAUGUUGUACUUUGGAGGAAGACUGAUAAAAAAAAAAAAAAAUGCAAAAAUUCUGAAUGCAGUCAGAAACAGCCGUGCGUCUUGUGGUGAUUGGAUGUUUGGCCUGUGCAGGAGGCAUACGGUGUACAUUACAGAACUCACUGAAGACACAUGCUGAGUCAAAAGUUCUCCAGGAUUUGUUUUCCUGCCACAGCAUCAUCUGAAUGUUCACUAUUGUUCCUCUGAGCGCCACCCCCCUACAGGUUGGCUUGCUUGCUGCAGAGAGACUAGAACUUUCCUGACUGUACUGUAAACAGCAACAAGCAGGUGCUACUGGUCAGUCAAAGCCCAUCAGAGACCAAGAUAUUGUCUCCACCUCAGGACAAUCCUUUAAAAUCCUACCUGUGCUCAGCUCCACGUGUGUCUCUGCAAGCAAGCCAGGCUGUUUCUAAUGCUACUUUCACACCAGGCAUGUGAUGCACCUUCAAGAAUGCUGUGAACACGGGUUCUUUAACACUUUUUUAGCAUACGGUGUUGACACUUGACUGUUGCUACCUGAAACUAAAAUGUAUUCACAUUGGUGUGAAAUGUUGAAGCAGUGCAAAUCUCUCUCCGGAUUCUUUGGUGUCACAGAAUUCCAGCCUGAUACAAACGGCAGUUAGUAAUUUCUCCUUCUUGAUAAAUGUUCAAAUGUCUAGGACUUUCGUGAAUUAAAAGGACGCUCCCAAGUGUCACUACCUAAUCUCAGUCUCUGAUUGGUCACAGUUAAACUGGUUUAACUUUCACACAUGGCCAUUGAACGUGCGGUUUGUACGUAAACAGACUUAAAAAGUUGCGUAGUUACACCUUAAUUCAAGAGUUUUAAACGCAGAAGCCUGAAACAUGCACAUACGCAGGUUUACAUAGACUUAUCAUUGGAUGUGGUCACUUGAACCUGCGUUGCCAAGGUUGGUGUGAACGUAGCAUCACACAAACCCUGCUCAGCUUACGACCUACGUCUUGCAAAGGUGUGUAGUUGCAUGUUUAGGGGGUAAUCAUCAUGGUUUGCUCCCUACCUACAGUCAAACCCAGGUUUCGAACCCAUCCACACUGAUGUUGUAGGCCUUUAGAUAGCAGAGCCUUAUCAGUGUAAACAGUGUACACCAUAGUGUUGAUGCUGAAGUGGUCAUUUCUCCCACUUUUACAGUUUAUCUCAGUUGGAGACCAUAGCAUUUACUCUGGUUUGAGGGGAAAUUUUCUCCUUUUUGGGUGAAACAUUUGUCCUUUAAUGGUUUAUACUUUGUACAUUUGUAUGUAACAUAUCAUGUAAAUAGACAGAGACCGUGAUUUAAUUCAUCUGGAGGAUUUUGUAGUCUUUGUAAAGCCCUAAUAAAUUGUAUUUGGUGUCACUCAA
Oryzias latipes (Japanese medaka) is the source of this 10510-nucleotide messenger RNA. The record is from RefSeq and is a predicted model, not a curated record. Lineage: Eukaryota; Metazoa; Chordata; Actinopteri; Beloniformes; Adrianichthyidae.